Messenger RNA from Drosophila eugracilis, 309 nucleotides. RefSeq lists its product as uncharacterized. Bases 34 to 240 code for a protein of 68 amino acids. NCBI's taxonomy places the organism in Eukaryota, Metazoa, Arthropoda, Insecta, Diptera, Drosophilidae. The record is from RefSeq and is a predicted model, not a curated record. The transcript has a single exon.
AAGUGGCCUGCAGUCUUCUUACUUCUCCAUUUUAUGGUGGCAUUUACAAGGGGAGCAUUGGACGGAUCCGGAAAAUGUGGAGCCUACGAGUGCCGAAUGAGUAAUCCAAUCUGCCGUUGCGAAUCCUUUUGCCAGGAGUUUUCCCAACGAUGCUGGAAAUCACUAACGGGCUGUCACUGUGCAAGGGGCUAUGCACGUGACGAACGUGGCCAUUGCGUGCCCCUCAUCUUAUGCCCCUGAAAUCGACACUAUAUAUGGUUAUUUCUUUUUUUAUUUUUUACAUCUUUAAUAACAACCAAUUAAAUGUUU